This is a messenger RNA of Linum tenue, 567 nucleotides long. Lineage: Eukaryota; Viridiplantae; Streptophyta; Magnoliopsida; Malpighiales; Linaceae. The record is from the annotation of a GenBank genome assembly.
AUGAGCACAACGAAUGAACCCAGAGGAGAGCUUCGAACGAGACAGAUCGCUUGGAAGCCACCACUCGCUGAUUGGAUACAAAUCCAAAGUGAUGGAUCAGUUCACCAUGAUUCAGGAAAGGCGGCUGCAGGUGGCCUCUUCCGGGACCAUCUUGGCAGAUGUCAUCGAGCAUUUGUCUGUAACCUGGGGAGCUGCUCGAUUACGUCUGCGGAGCUGAAAGGUGCAAUGGAGGGCCUGAAAAUUGCAUGGGACGAAGGCUAUAGGAAGAUUGAGCUCAAUUUGGACUCGGAGACGGCUAUCUCGAUCAUCAACAACCAUCUGGAUGAUGAACACAGACAUGGACAAGCUGCUGUUCAAUUUAGGAACCUUUUGGACCGGGAUUGGGAGAUCAAAAUCUCUCAUGUGUAUAGAGAGUCGAAUUGUGCUGCUGACUACCUUGCUAAUGCAGGGCACACCUCCCCUUUUGGCACACAUUCUUUCGAUGUGUGCGACCCGGGGCUUAGAUAUUGGCUUCACUACGAUGUAAUGGGCAUUGCCCAAGAACGUUCUUUUAAUCUAAUGCACUAG